AUGACCAAUACAUGUGAUAAUGGCCACGAAAUGUUUUUGAAAGGUUCGAGGUGGCGAUGUCAACGAAGGGAUUGUCGUAAAGAGAAAGGUAUUAGGGUAAAUAAUUGGCUGAACGGUUCGAGAUUGCCGAUAAAUAGUAUUGUGUAUUUUAUAUACUCUUGGGCUCAUGAACUUACUUCAGUGACAUAUUGCAAACGUGAAUUGGGUAUUGGAAAAAAUGCGGUAGUCGAUUGGAACAACUACUUACGAGAAGUUUGUGUUUGGCGCAUGGAAAGCAACAAUAACAAUCAAGUAGGUGGUCCAAACUUAAUAGUUGAAAUAGAUGAAAGUCUUUUCGUACGCCGGAAAAAUAAUGCAGGGCGUAUAUUACCUCAACAAUGGGUGUUUGGUGGUAUAUGCCGUGAAACCAAGGAAUGUUUCAUAGUUAGUGUGCCAAAUAGAUCAGAAAUUACAUUGAUACCUAUUAUUAACCGAUAUAUUAGACAUGGUUCUAUAAUUUUUUCUGACAGUUGGAAAGCUUAUGCUAAUUUGCAACAACAUGGUUUUCAACAUAAUCAAGUCAAUCAUAAAUAUAAUUUCGUGGACCCUAACUCAGGAACCCACACACAAAAUGUUGAAAGAAUGUGGGGUUCGGCCAAAUGGGGCAACUAA
Molecule: messenger RNA, 651 nt
Organism: Macrosiphum euphorbiae (potato aphid)
Lineage: Eukaryota; Metazoa; Arthropoda; Insecta; Hemiptera; Aphididae
Source: the annotation of a GenBank genome assembly